Molecule: messenger RNA, 1586 nt
Organism: Aspergillus campestris IBT 28561
Lineage: Eukaryota; Fungi; Ascomycota; Eurotiomycetes; Eurotiales; Aspergillaceae
Product: protein ERV29
Exons: 5
Coding region: 300-1211 (303 amino acids)
Biological process (GO): Golgi organization
Cellular component (GO): endoplasmic reticulum-Golgi intermediate compartment; endoplasmic reticulum; membrane
Source: RefSeq, a predicted model, not a curated record
CAGAAUAACAACUUCCCUUCCACCCUGGCUCCUUUCACCUUGACUUCUUAUACGGUUCUCUUCUUCUCGAUCUUGACCAGCUCUCUAUAGCUUUGGUCUCUUUUCUCUCCCUUGCGCUUCGUUUCUUGCUCUUCCAAUCUUCCGGUUUGCCCGUUUAUCGUUUGUUUUUCCUUCCGCCACUGCCGAGGAUCAGGAUUACCCACUAUACCCGGCGUCAUCCACCUCCCUUCAGCCCUCUUUGGUUUCUCUAUUCUAAGUAACAGAAACCAAUAAACCAGAAGACCCCGAAUUCUCCCGCCAUGGCGCAAAUCCGGGGCACUGCGGGAUACAAUCUCGGCCAUCAGAACCCCUUCCAGGGUCCUGGGCGAGCUGAUGCCAUUGACGAUCCGAGCCCCUUGGAUGCGAUCCGGGAACAGACCAGCAAGAUUGAGGACUGGCUGGACACGAUGUCCGACCCAAUCAAGCCGUAUCUACCAGCUUUUGGCCGAUUUCUGAUCGUGGUCACCUUCAUUGAGGACUCAUUGCGGAUUCUGGCCCAAUGGAGUGACCAGCUCAUGUACCUGCGUGACUACCGAGGGAUCCCCUGGGGCAUCACGCACACCUUCCUCCUGUUCAACGUGCUCGCGAUGACGGUAUGCUCGACACUGGUCAUCGCCCGCAAGCACACCGAAAUCGCCGUCGCCGGCCUACUGCUGGUCGUCAUCACCCAGGGCCUCGGAUACGGACUCAUCUUUGAUCUCAACUUCUUCUUCCGCAACCUCAGCGUCGUCGGCGGUCUUCUCAUGGUCCUGUCCGAUUCGUGGGUCCGCAAGAAGUUCGUGCCCGCGGGUCUGCCCCAGCUCGACGAGAAGGACCGCAAGAUGUACGUCCAGUUCGCGGGGCGCGUUCUGCUGAUCUUCCUCUUCGUCGGGUUCGUCUUCUCCGGCCAGUGGAGCUUGUGGCGUGUGAUCGUCUGCCUGUUCGGCCUCGUCUCCUGCGUCAUGGUCGUCGUUGGCUUCAAGGCCAAGUUCAGCGCCAUCAUGCUGGUGCUGCUGCUGAGCGUGUUCAACGUGCUUGUCAACAACUUCUGGACGCUCCAUCCUCACCACCCCCAGAAGGAUUUCGCCAAGUACGAUUUCUUCCAGAUCCUCUCUAUCGUCGGAGGUCUGCUGCUCCUUGUCAACAUGGGCCCGGGUCAACUGAGUAUGGACGAGAAGAAGAAGGUCUACUAAAGAGUAGACACCGUCGAGUAAAGCACGAAGACAAAGUAAACGGAAAACAAAGAAAAAACGAGUUUAGUCGAACUGUAUGGCUCGUGACAUGAUUUUUUAUCUAUGGGCUUAGGGCUAGUGAGACCCUUAUGAAUAUUGAGAUUUGAUUGCAUUUCAUCUAUUUCAUUUCCUUUUGACAUCCAUUCAAUUCAUCGUCCACAUCCCUGGGAAGAAGAAAAGCAUAUUCUGCGAUGCCCUUCAUACUGGAUUAUAUUAUUCAUCAAUCAAUCUAUCUAGCUAGCUAGCUAUUAUUUAGGGGAGCUAACAAUGGAUUAUUUGUCUGGUUCCAGCUUGGGGUGGAUUAGCUGCAUUUCAUCAAUGAGUCUUCAAUGCAGA